Trichoderma aggressivum f. europaeum is the source of this 1530-nucleotide messenger RNA. RefSeq lists its product as uncharacterized. NCBI's taxonomy places the organism in Eukaryota, Fungi, Ascomycota, Sordariomycetes, Hypocreales, Hypocreaceae. The transcript has a single exon. The coding region runs from base 1 to 1530 and encodes 509 amino acids. The record is from RefSeq and is a predicted model, not a curated record.
AUGCCCUACACUUUCAGAACGGACAUUGGAUCAAGUCAUUAUCACGAUGACAAGGCCAGCCACCAGCUUGGCGCUACGAUCUGCGCGUAUCAGACAAGACAAUGGGACGCAAAAUACCAUGACCUGAUUUCUCAUAACCUCAGGCCCCUCAUGGUCUUACCAGCCACUAGGUCAGCGCAGACAGAGGCAAUGUGUUUCUUCGAGUACAUUUCGAUCAAACAUCUGAAUGAAUAUCGUCCCAACGAAACAUGGCGCAAGAUCCUCAUGUUCUUCUCCCAAACAGUGCCAUCAGUGCGAUAUGCCGCCGUUGCAUUGGCCUUGGUCAACCGAAGCUACCUAGAUCGCGAUUCUGGCGACCAUGCACAACAACCGUCAUCUUCAAAAGACUGGCUACCGAGCAAAGAUGCCUUGUUUCACUAUAAUCGGGCCAUUCAGCUUCUUCUGAACCAAGACUUUGAUGACAGCGUCGAGACAACAGCAAUUACGCUCUUGGUCUGUUAUCUCUUCACAUGUUUUGAUCAUCUGGCGGGCAACUACGUACAAGCAACGAGGCACCUACGCGGAGGCGUUGAGCUCUCACGCAACAUCGACACGGGUAUCCUGAACAAUAAUACAUAUGGCGAUACCAAAUUCUCGGCAGUUUGCACGCUCAUUUGCCAAGUUACCAGACAGAUCCGCCGUCUCGAUAUGCAGGCCGCGACAUUUCUAGUCGAUUGGAUUCCCAUCAAUGUUCAAGAGACACCUAUGCCGGAUUCCCUGUCUUCCAGCAACGCUUUUCGGUCCCUUGACCAAGCGGCCGACCACCUCCAGGUCCUUAUCGCUCGUGUAAUGGGAUUGCGCAAUACGGAGCAGCAAAUGUACCUCAUGGGUGGGAUGUCGUCACCACCACCGUCGCCAAUCAAGGAUUAUAUUCUCAACGAGUUGGAAACGUGGUCAAGCCUCUUUGAGAACAUGCCGCAAAAAGGCGACUCCUAUGAGAGUGACCCUGAAACCUACCCCCUCAUAUCACUACUGCGCCUACAACAUCUCAUCAUAUGGACUUUCCUCAGUAGUUACGGGGCUGGCAGGGAAAUGGAAUAUGACAACUACCUGCCCCAGUUCCAGCAAUGUGUGGCGUUGGCGGACGUUGUAGUAGCAGCGCAUGAGCGGUAUUCAGGAUCUAUAAAGCCGACGUUUACGCCAGAGAUUGGUGUUGUUCCCGUGCUUUACAUAAUUGGAAUCAAGUGCAGGCAUCCUGUGGUCCGACGCGAAGUUUUGAGCAUCUUACGGCGGCGACCGAUACGAGAAGCGAUUUGGGAUAGCAUCUCUGCUGCUAGGGUGGUUGAACGGGUCAUCGAGAUUGAAGAGGGUGGAUCUGAGAAGAAGGGAAUGAUACAGAGCAUGGAACAAAUCGCCGUGCGGCAGAGAGUUGAGGCUUUGUCUUGGAUCCAAGUCCUCUGUGAGUCUGCAGCCAGGGUGGAUAUCACGUAUACGUUUUGCACACAGGAGGGAGUGCAUAAUGAGUCUCUUAUGGUACAACAUCUAAUGUAG